ACAAGCUUUAAGGACAAGGAUGACUAUAAGCCUGGUUUUAAACUAGAAUACUUUGAUGACUCUGGACGCCGACUAAAUGCCAAAGAGGCAUUUAGAGAAUUAUCUCAUCGAUUCCAUGGUAAGGUAUCUGGCAAGAAGAAAAUUGAAAAACGCAAUAAAAAAUUAGCUGAAGAAGAGGCAUUUAAAAAAAUGAGUUCUACUGACACUCCGCUGGGAACUGUAAGUUUAAUGAGAGAUAAAAUGGAACAAACACAAAAUGCUUUCCUUGUGUUAAGUGGAGGCGGUAAAGGUUUAAUUAACACGUAA
Molecule: messenger RNA, 306 nt
Organism: Trichoplax adhaerens
Lineage: Eukaryota; Metazoa; Placozoa; Uniplacotomia; Trichoplacea; Trichoplacidae
Exons: 3
Biological process (GO): maturation of 5S rRNA; mRNA cis splicing, via spliceosome
Cellular component (GO): U4/U6 x U5 tri-snRNP complex
Source: RefSeq, a predicted model, not a curated record